This is a messenger RNA of Cylindrotheca closterium, 2940 nucleotides long. NCBI's taxonomy places the organism in Eukaryota, Bacillariophyta, Bacillariophyceae, Bacillariales, Bacillariaceae. The record is from the annotation of a GenBank genome assembly.
AUGGACCAAUCCAACGAGCAGCCAAGGAGCAGAGUGGCUCUCUUGGGGCUUCUCUACUGCCUCUCUACUGCAUCAGCGGCACUACCGUUGCAGCAUCGCGUCAAGAGCUCGCAACGCCAAGUUUCCUAUCAACACACCCUGCAAAAUACGCCCCGUUCUUUUUCAUGUAGCGAAAGUACUGAAUCCUACGUACCUCUCGAAUUUACGUUGGAGCAACAUCAGGGCGACUGGGUGGCAAGCACAGUGCGACGACCGGCGGAGGCCACACUCGAUACUAAAACAAGAACAACAAAACCAACCAAAACAGCAACAACAACAACAACAGCAGGAGGCUACUGGAGGCGCCUGUACGAUCAAUUUGUAGGCGAAGAAGGCAACAAAGACAGUCCCCAAAACGAAACGGAUGUACCAUUUCAGGUGGAUGUGAAUUCUAGCUAUGUGAAUGAAACGGGAGAAACCAGUGUGUACACUACCACAAACAAUGAAACCACUUUCAAUACAACUGACUUUCAACCGUUGAGAAUGAGAGCCAUUCUAGCAGAAGAUUCUGAUUAUUUGAGUCAGGAAGAACGCGAAUCCCUCCUUCAUGGCAUGCUCAGUCCGGCCUUAUUAGCGUGGAGCUCGGCCUUGAGAGUAGAUCCAGUAGUCGGAAACUUGACUGUAGAUUCGUCGCAAUUGUCGCCCGGAAACAUGUGUGGUCCGGGAGAUUCACUGCCUUCGAUUGCCGUUCCACUGUCUCAUCUUACGGAAGGGAUUCCAGACACUGAUAUCAUUGUCUAUCUCAGUCUGGGAUUUACCUCGCAACGCAACCAGACAAGGAUGAUAGAUUCUUCUCUACGCAACAGUUCCGAAACAGGCGGCUUGGAAAGAGAGGUGCCUUUGGAACAGACUAAUGAACCACCGAAAAGAAAGCUGGAACAACAAGGAGAAGAACAGGAUGAAAUUCUCGAGUUGUUACUCUCCAACAACAACCAAAGCAACUCGUCAUCAUCAUCAUCCUUUUCUUGCAAUGGUGAUUACUUGGCGGCAGCUUCUUACUGUUCUACGGACCAGUACGAUCGACCCACUGCCGCAUUGUUGCACAUUUGCAUUGAUGAUGAUUUCUUUUCGGCUUCCAAGCAAAAACGGAAUGCCCGCACCAUUAUGCACGAGCUCGGACACGCCCUUGGAUUCAACGCGUUGAGCAUGGCGCAUUUUCGAAGACCGGAUGGGACACCCAUUACGCCUCGUGGUCCGAAUGGAGACGUUCCCGAUACCGAGAUUGAAUGCACCGGUCCAGGCAGGAACAGAACCUUUGCCAAUGUGGCACUUCCUUCGGAAGAAAUUCUCAAGUUUCGAGAGGUGCGUGGGGGUGUCCGGGUGGCCCAAGUAGUCACUCCAUCGGUAUUGCAGGUGGUUCGCAAUCACUUUGAUUGCCAAGAACUACAAGGUGCCGAACUGGAAAGUGGAGAAGGCUUGCCUCUGGAAAUGUUAUCCGAAGGAUACGGAUGUAUUGGGGAUCACUGGGAACGAAGACUCUACUCUACGGAUCUUAUGAAUCCUGUAGUAGAUGAGUAUGACUUGUCACCAAGAAUCUCUACCUUGACACUGGCCUAUUUUGCGGAUUCGGGGUGGUAUCAAGUCGAUUUGAACUAUGCUAGGGUAGCUGCAGGAUGGGGCAGAGGUUCUGGAUGCAGCUUUGUCAACGAUACUUGCAUUGGAGAGCAUGGACAAAUCCCUCCCAGGAAUGCUCCCUUCUUUUGCAAUGAGAUUCCAUCGCCACAAAAAAGUCGAACAGCGGCCCAGGACAUUCACGGGUGCACACCGGAUCUUUCCCGCAAAGCGACUUGUUCAAUUGGUCAAUAUGAGCACGAACUGCCUCCACAAUUCCAAUACUUUAAUGACACGUAUGGUGCCAAUGUGGGUGGUAGCGAUCCAUUCUUGGAUUACUGUCCAGUGUACAAUGGAUAUGCCAAUGGAUUGUGCUCGGAUAUUUCCAACGAACGCAUCAUGAAGUCGAGUAGCCUGGAAACCUUUGGCAUUCGAAAUUCUCGGUGUUUGAUUGGGGAUAUUGGAGGCAACCAAGACGACAAGCUGGCCUUGUGUUUGCCCAUUGCGUGUGUGGUGGAAGAUCAAACCUUGAGGAUUCAAAUUGAAGAUCAAUGGCAAGAAUGUCGCGAAGAAGGUCAAAUCAUUCGAGCAGGCUUGACCACGAUCUUUUGUCCCAACCCGCAACGAAUCUGUCCUACCUUUUACUGUCCGUUUGAUUGUUUGGGCACUGGCGGAGUUUGCGACUACGACAGUGGCGAGUGCUUGUGCGAAUACCCUGGCAAGAUCAAGGACAAUGAAACCACCACUUAUCUGGCCGAGUGUGGAACCGUGAACGAAACGGUUGUGGAAGACAAUCCACGUCCCGCACUGCACUUUCCGAUUAUUCGACCAGGAAUCACCAUUGAUCCACCGCUGGAUUCACCUUACAUUGAUUACUAUGUUCCAGACAAGAGUGCUUUGGAAAAGAAACGUCCAAAAUCUCGCUGGGCCAUUUAUGUCAGUGUUGGUAUCGGAGGUGUGGCUGUUUUGCUUGUGGGUUUCCUCCUUGCCUCUAUUAGAAGUGCGGGCGAUGAAGGAGAUGACAUUCCAUCACCUGUAAAUCGGAACAAGGACAAGAUGGUUGCCACUGUUUUGGUGGAUCUACGUAUGCGCGGAGAACAAGUCAGCAAUGAGAGCCUGGCCGACACGGAUGAACAGUUGACCGAUUCGGUUGCUUCUGGAAUCCCCAGCGAUGCCUUGUCGGAUAUCAGUCGGUACAGUCAAGCCUUGUCGGAUUUGGAUAGCAGCGGCGAAAUGAUUCCACCGACACCACCGCGUGGUACUUCUGUUGGACGACAAAAAGAGCAACAACAAGACGAAGAACGUCAGGAUGCUCACGUCAUUCGAAGACGCAGAAUUGCCUAUGCCUAG